This is a messenger RNA of Oxyura jamaicensis (ruddy duck), 1458 nucleotides long. Its product is annotated as butyrophilin subfamily 1 member A1-like. The record is from RefSeq and is a predicted model, not a curated record. Bases 1 to 1458 code for a protein of 485 amino acids. The transcript is spliced from 8 exons. Lineage: Eukaryota; Metazoa; Chordata; Aves; Anseriformes; Anatidae. Gene Ontology annotation, molecular function: protein binding.
AUGGGGACUGAGACAGGGACAGUCAACCAUGUACUGGAAAUGUCAACUCCACAAAGAGGCCAGAGACCAGAGAAGGGUCAGCUGAAUGAUCACUCUACACAUGCAACUGCAGUCAUGGAGCAUAAGAAACAGCUUUUGUUCACUGUGGCACUGCUAGCAGCCAUUCCCGUCUCAUUAGAAAAUUUCGAGGUCAUCUCUCCCCGGAAUGUGUUGGGGGUUGUUGGCCUGGACACAGUUCUUCCCUGCAAUGUCUCUUCCACGAAGCCACUGUAUGACAUUGAAGUCCAAUGGAAGAAAAUCACAGAUGGGCAUAUAGAAGAUGUCUACAUAUGGAGGAACACAGUUAACCAACCGGGGCAGAAAUACGUGGGGAGGACUGAAUUGCCAAAAGAUGGACUUGCCUCUGGGAAUGUGUCCCUAACACUCAAGAAUGUGAUGCCAGCAGAUGAAGGAACGUACAGCUGUAUUGUGAAUUCCAAGGACUGGAGUGCUGACACAACCACCAUGCUCAGCAUUGCAGGUACCAGUGAAGUAUUCUUUGAAAUAUUGGGCCCCCGAGGACAAGGUAUUGAGCUUGCCUGCAGAUCACAUGGAUGGUUCCCCAAACCCACUGUAGAGUGGGUUGUUCAGAAUAAGCAGAUGCUGUCUCCGGACACUCAAAUACAUCAGGACAGCAAGAAGCUCUUCAGUGUGCUGAGUCGAGUCACAGUUACAAGACAGGAAGUGGAAGAAGUCACCUGUAAAAUCCAGAGCAACCUGGCACAGGCUGAGAAAACUACUGUGCGCCUCUCAAAAUAUGAGAAAAUGACUUCAAAUGCAGAAUAUGACAUACUGCAGGCUCGAUGUGAGUUCAGACGGGCUCGAAGCUACAUGGUGCCCAUCACCCUGGAUGUAGCAUGGAAACACCCUGAACUUGCCCUGUCUCCUGACCAGAGAACAGUACAUCACGAGCCUUCUGAUCAGGGUUCCAUCAUUAAGUGCCAGCUCCCCAUCGUGGUGGGCAGGGAGGGCUUUGCCUCAGGGCGGCAUUACUGGGAGGUGCAGGUGUGGAAUGGGUUGGACUGGGAGGUGGGAGUACUGACAGAGACUGUGAGGGACACUCUGGUAGGAGAGAGCCGGGAGGAGCUUCCUGAGGAUGGAGUCUGGUCACUGAGAAGGGUGAAAGGAAAGUUCUGGCCUGAGGAGGCCAAUAAUGUGAUGCAUCAGAAUACUGCCCCACUAGCAGCGGUUGGGCUUGACUUGGACUUAGAGCACAGCACACUCUCCUUCUACAAUGCUGGGGUUUCAGGACUUAUCCUGGAAGUCUCCAUCGAAACGUCAACGAAACUAUACCCUUUCCUCAAACCAGGCCUUAGUAAGGUAGGAGAGAAGGGGAAACCCCUCUCCAUCAACCACAACACAGGGUGGGACUACCCACAAAAAAUGCAGUAUGAUAUGGUACAUGGAAACAUGACCUGA